Messenger RNA from Podarcis raffonei (Aeolian wall lizard), 1695 nucleotides. It is a transcript of the gene ARL8A, whose product is annotated as ADP ribosylation factor like GTPase 8A. Gene Ontology annotation, molecular function: GTP binding; GTPase activity. Gene Ontology annotation, cellular component: lysosomal membrane. The transcript has 7 exons. The record is from RefSeq and is a predicted model, not a curated record. Gene Ontology annotation, biological process: anterograde axonal transport; protein transport. Bases 427 to 987 code for a protein of 186 amino acids. NCBI's taxonomy places the organism in Eukaryota, Metazoa, Chordata, Lepidosauria, Squamata, Lacertidae.
GCAGGCGGGAAGCCCCGCUUUAAUGGAAACCUGGGAACCCCGCCUCAGGAGGAGAGAACACCACGAAGUCCGCCCCGCUGCGUUCAGUGGGGCUUACUCGCAGGAAACGGAGUGAAUAGGAUCGCAGCCUCAAGCGUCCCCGGCUAGGCCUCGCCUGCGCCGAGUCCUCCCGGCCUGCAGAGGCCGCUGCCGGGUCCGGCGGCUGAGGCCAUCGAGAGGCGCCUCUCCGCCCGGCUCAGCCGCUGCGUGACCCCACCCAGGAGCAGCUGAGCGGCCGGAGCCGAGCGUGUGCGCGUCUGCGAGCCGAGCGGAGCCCCGAGGCAGAGCGCGGCGGCGGCGGCAAGGCCGGCUCGUUCCGGGGGACAAUAAAGAGGCGCCGGGCCUGGCUGCGCUGCUGCGAGGUCGGGGAGCAGAGAAAGGAGCAGGAUGCUGGCGCUCUUCACCAAGCUGCUGGACUGGUUCCGGGCGCUCUUCUGGAAGGAGGAGAUGGAGCUCACCUUGGUGGGGCUGCAGUACUCGGGCAAGACCACCUUCGUCAACGUGAUCGCGUCGGGGCAGUUCAAUGAAGAUAUGAUCCCAACAGUGGGCUUCAAUAUGAGGAAGAUCACCAAGGGAAAUGUUACUAUAAAGCUCUGGGAUAUUGGGGGCCAGCCUCGUUUUCGUAGCAUGUGGGAGCGGUACUGCCGUGGAGUCAGUGCCAUAGUAUACAUGGUAGAUGCUGCAGACCAGGAGAAGAUUGAAGCCUCAAAGAACGAACUUCACAACCUGCUUGAUAAGCCACAGCUCCAGGGCAUCCCUGUCCUUGUUCUUGGGAACAAGCGAGAUCUGCCUGGUGCCUUGGAUGAGAAGGAGCUCAUUGAGAAGAUGAACCUGUCUGCCAUCCAGGACCGAGAGAUCUGUUGCUAUUCAAUCUCUUGCAAAGAAAAGGACAACAUUGACAUCACCCUACAGUGGCUUAUUCAGCACUCAAAAUCCCGGCGAAGCUGAGAGCCCUUUGGCCAGGUCUUGGAUCGGGAAGAUGCCAUUGUAAAAGCCCAAACGCACCUCCUCCUUUCUCUUCCCCCAUCUCCUGCUCUUUCCAACCCUCUCGCCCACCUCCCUCUCCCUAGAUGGGUAUUUUUAGGGGACCCCAGAUUCCUCUUCUGCUGAGAUUGAACUCCUGUUUUUAUUGUAAAGAAACUGUCUGCCUCCUCCCCCUCCCCCUCGCUCCUUACUCUGGUUUUGGCACUGUUCUGUUGUCGUCGGUGUGUGUACAGUAUAUAUAUAUAUAUGUAUAUAUAUUUUAAUUUUUUAAUUUAAGCAAUUUUGCUGUUAUUAAAUGGGGCCUGUGAGCUGUCGCAGGGGGUGGUGCGGGUGGGGCAGCAGGAAAUGGAUGGGGUGGGGAAAGUACCAAACGCAGUAUUGGGAAUGUUACGAGCAGUCAGGGGCAGUUGGAAUCUUGCUGGAGGGCUUUGGGCAGUAUCUUCCCCCAAGAGACCUCCUUCUUUUCCACCUCAAGCCCCUCCCUUCUCCUUCUGCAACAGGAUCCAGGGGUCUCUCCCCUCUCUGCUGCCCCAAGCUGCUCAGCACUAUGGUUAGGGGAUGAGCCCCUGGGAAAGGUUCAUAGAGCAGUAUUGUUCAUGGUCUGAGAUUAUAGAGGAGUGUUGGUGCCAUCUCUUCCUCCUGCCCAGUGUCCGCUGAGCCCUGGGCAGCUUU